Aspergillus alliaceus is the source of this 1632-nucleotide messenger RNA. RefSeq names its product SUR7/PalI family protein. Lineage: Eukaryota; Fungi; Ascomycota; Eurotiomycetes; Eurotiales; Aspergillaceae. The record is from RefSeq and is a predicted model, not a curated record. The transcript is spliced from 3 exons. Bases 303 to 1277 code for a protein of 324 amino acids. Gene Ontology annotation, biological process: fungal-type cell wall organization. Gene Ontology annotation, cellular component: cell cortex of cell tip; plasma membrane.
UUACCAAACCUGCGCCUCCCCAAAAAGUAAAGUUGAUGGCCUGGGGCCGUGACGAUCAUUCGGGCUGCUCAUCUUAAAAACAACACAAGUCUCCCGUCUGACUGUGUGAUCAUUCUCUUCCUGCCUUCUCAUUUUAUAUCUCGAUCUCAAUUCACCUGUUUUUCUCUCUUCCUUUCUCUUUCUCUCUGCCCAUCUUCCUUAUCUCGACAGGAUAAAAGCAAAACAAACCCAAAUAAAUUAGCCAUCCAUCACAGAUAUCAAAACAACGAACUAAACAACCAUCCUCCAUCACAACCGUCAUCAUGGGUAAAGGCGGUCGAGUUUUGUGUAUUAUCACACCAUAUGCACUCACCAUCGCAUCGUUAGUAUGCAUCAUCAUCGUCGGGCUGGGCUGCACAAAUUCCAGCUCUAGCACGUUGAACGAUCUCUACUUCUUCCGGGCCAAUAUUCAAAAUAUGACAACAACUUCAUCGUCAAAAAACAAAGUAUCCCAAGCUCUUAGCGAUGCCGGUGUGACAGUUUCAGAUGGAGAUAUCACGGCUGCCCUGGAACAGGUCCAGAAACAGUUUGACAUCAAGGACUUCUACAACGUAGGUCUGUGGGGCUACUGUGAAGGAAACAUCAACGACAACAAAUUCAAUAUCUCGGAUUGCUCGAAACCUAAGGCGGAGUUCUGGUUCAACCCCAUCGAGGUCUGGAAUCUGAAGGAGACCGGACUGGAAAAUGGCCUCCCUAGUGGUAUGCGCAAGUCUUUGAACCUCUACAAGAACGUUUCCAAGUGGAUGUUCAUCGCGUACAUCGUCGCCUUUGUCGCCACCGUUGUCGAGUUGGUCGUUGGUAUCUUUGCGAUCUGCAGCCGCUGGGGUAGUUGCGUCACCACCCUUGUCUCUGGUGUUGCUUUCCUUUUCACUGCCGCAGCCUCCGUUACUGCUACGGCCAUGUUCGCUACCGUCACUGGUGCUUUCAACGAGAACCUGAAGAACUAUGGUAUGCACGGUAGCAUGGGAAAGAACAUCUACGUUACCACCUGGUUGGCUGUCGCCUUCUCUCUGGGAGCUGCUCUGUUCUGGAUGCUGAGCACCUGCUGCUGCUCCGGCCGCUCUCCCUACAACCAUAAGAACACGCCCCGCGGUGUCACUGCCGAGAAGACCCCUUACACCUAUGAACCUCUUGGUCCUCAGGGCAACCAGAACACUUCUUACAACACCUCUUACCCACCACCCCCUCCUCCCGCUCAGAACCGGACAAACGCCUACGAACCAUUCCGACACGUCUAAGCAAUCCUGUGGAUCAGGGAUUUGAUCAUAAAUCAUUUUAAAAGAAAAAAUCACAUGGUCACUGACCAAUGACACCCCGAUGAUCCUCACUUAUGAACAUCAUGCUCCUUUGCAUCAUGAAUCUUUUUCUUGGCACUUGUAUUGUACUUCUGUGUUUUAUUAUUUAGCUGGGUGGAUAGUUCUCGGCUUUUUAUUUUUCAUUUAAUCUUCGAUGAUAUUUCCUUGGAAAUUUACCAUGGAUAUAGAUUGAUGUCUAUGACAUAGAUACCCUCCUUGAAUCGAAUUGUUCAUUCUGCAAUGAUUAUUCGCCGUGUUGUAGACCAUAAUACUCUCUUACGCUAAUUGAUAGGUAUUC